CUAACUAACUGAAAGAGGGGUGGGGAAUUUUUUCUAUGGUUCAACACAACCAGAGCUUGCCUGUCUCUCUUGCUAAAAAGAGCCAAGAGCCAAGUAAAUAAUUUGCAGUGAACAAUCUCAUUUUGGACACACCUGUCUGCCAGUUGUAUAAGGAAGAUGAAGGGCUAUCCAGGCAGCAGAGUAGUUAGCUAAUACACAGUCAACUGCAACUCUUUGAACGGCCAGAUAGCUUUAAAAAAGAGAAAACAAAAAACCUCCAGAGCAAGUGCAUCAUUAGUUAGAACUAGGGACAGAGCAGUUGUAAACUGUCAGCCCCAAGGGGGACAAAACUUGACAGGCCUGAGGUACUGUUGAGCAAAAGGAAGUUACUUAAUGUUGUACAUCCACUAGCUACUUUUUCAAUCAACAGAAGGAUACUUCAGUCAGUGUUAAGCUUCAGCAAAGAAGUGCAUCACUAUUGUGAUGAGGCGUCCAGUGGGAACAGGGCUCCUCCAGUGUCUUUAAUAAUAAUAACCAGUUGGGACUGCAACACAAUGCUGCAGCAUGGAGUCCUCCUGUUCAGUGCUCCAACUAGAGAAGCCAGAUGGAGAAGAGGACACAGCUCCUGCACUUUUAAUAGUGGUACGGAAGAAGAACAGGUGCUGAAAGCUGCAGGACCCCUGUCCUCUUUUGCACCUGACCACCCUAGUUCCAGCUAUACCUUCUUCCAGGAUACUCCAUUCCAUAUCCCCCCAUCCUCUCCAAACAAACCCAAAGUGGGAUACAUGUUCCCAGGCCAUCACCCAUCCAGGUAGUGACCAGCCCCAGACCUGCUCAGUUUCAGCAAAGUGGAAGCAUCAUAUGCCUUCAAGGUUGCAGCUCCUACCUUCCAGAGGCAUCAUGCAAGCUUAAACUGAGGUCUCUCUGUAACAUCUUCUACAGAAACUUCCUACUUCUCCCAGCCUGUAGUGCAGUUAGGAGCCCAGAGAGGCAAACAAGCGAAAAUACUAAAAACUUCUCCCCCACCCCUAAACUGCAUAGCCUGGUUUUCAAAUCCCGUGGAAGAAGCUUUUACUGAAAGGGGCCUCUAGCUUAUCCUAGAACACGCUAACACAGAAUAAAGUUCGUGAGCUGUGGAAAACCGCUGGAUUCACCAAAACGGUGCCCCUCGAGGACCAAGUGCACCCAUAUCGCCCAGGGGACUUUGUCUGGGCAAAGAAAUUCAUGAGGGGCGACUCCCUGCAGCCGUGUUAUACAGGACCACACCAGGUUCUUCUAUCUACACAAGUGGCUGUUUUUCUGGAAGGACGUAAAUCGUGGAUACAUCAUUCCCACGUAAAGCCGGCGGUGGUUACAGCAACUCCACCUCCUUUGGUCCCCAAAUUGUGCCUACAGAAAAACGAGGAAACAGGACAGUGGCAAGCGGCUCAACUCCCUUUUCAACACGCAGACAUUGAGUAAAUAAUAGCGCUUUCACCAUGGCCCGGCGAGAUCAAAAGGUGUUUGACUAUAUGUGGGUUUGGGUCCUGCUGAUCCCUCAUGCCUUGCCUCUUUGCUGCCCUCCAGGCGUUAAGAUAUGCACGGACGCUGAUUAUUAUCAUUUGAAAGACUUUGGUCGGACAAUACCAAAAACCCAAGACUGCCCAGACCCAUUCUUGUACGAUGUGGACCAAAUAAAAGAAGGGACACUGAAGGCAGAUAUAGCAGGGCGGUUAUGUUAUAAAGCAUCUGUAAUUUUGCAACAUAAUUACACAGGUAAAUGGGCAGUUCAUUGUACACGGGUAGAGAUGGAAUGGCCCAUCAGACUUGCACUGCGAUGCCGGCGAUAUCACCCCAUGCCUAAUUAUGGAUGUCCCUCGAAUUUGGAUGUAAACACUAUAAGGCAGGAGUAUAACAUGCUUACUUUUCAGAUUCAGACAAAGAAAAAAGAGAAAUUUUGUGUGGGUAUUGGUACGCCGUCUUGUUAUGAAUGGAUAAACAACAAGCUAAGGGUCUGGAAAGACCCAAAACCUCCGGUAACACACGCCAAGCAUGACAUAAGGGUAACAGGUAGACCAAAACACAAAAACAUGAACACAGGCGACGGGUGGGAUGGAAACACUUUUGUUGCCUUAAUGGAAGAGACGGCCCCCAAGAAGGGUACGUGUUACGUUUGUGCACACACACCACCACAUGGCCAGGCUGGAGUCCCCCUGACAGGGGCCCCAUUGCCACUGAGGGAAUAUCUUUCCUUUGCCUCGCAUUCCAGCUCACAGGAACUGGAAGGGGGGCUGGUCUUAAGCGGGCCCAUCGCCAGCUCAGUUUGUGUGAGCAGUGGAAGUCAACCGAUAGCAGGAAUGGUAUGUGAGGGCUUAAUCUUUUCAACAAGCCCGGGAAAUUGGACAUUCUCAAACGGGACACGCAUAGAAACCGGUUUAACUUGGCUAUCCAUUUGGCAACAUCUAUUGCGGUUGACUUUUGCCGAACACCACUUAGUGCCUUUUCUAACCGACUUAGUGGAUCACCUAACACCGUCCGGACUCUGGUGGCUCUGUGGACACUCUGCGGUAAGAAAAUUGCCAAUUAUGGGCUCUUGGACUUGUACAUUAGGGAGAGUAGUACCAGGACUUCGGGUUUCUCCUACCCUCCCUACCCUGCGCCGCCGUAACAAAAGAGGCACAGGGGAAGCUGUAUUAAGGGGAUUUUUUCCGAUGUAUGGGGCAGCCAAAACUUAUCAAGAACUUGUAGAAUUGUCUUUAGCCUUCGAGCGCUUUAUGAAUGAUUUGGCCAUUUCCUUUUCAGAUCUCACUAAUGAGCAAGGACAAAUUAGAACUGUAGUUCUCCAGAACCGGUUAGCCUUGGACUUUUUAUUAAGCUCCCACGGGGGUGUCUGCUCGUUAAUAGGGAGCGAAUGUUGUACACACAUUACAGACAGUAAGGCAGAUGUCAUUAAACACAUUAAUGACAUUGGGAAAAUCUACCAUGAAGUAGAGCGCAUUGGUAACUUUUCCCUCAUUUCUAGUUUUUCAGAUUGGUUUUCAGCGUGGCCAGACUGGCAUAAAAUACUGUUUUAUGUGGUUCUAGUAGUUGUGAUAUUGAUUUCUGCCUGUUGUUGUUUACAAUGCAUUCCGAAUUUGAUGCAACUUGCAUCAGCAUGUCUAAGUAGAUUAAUGGUGUCAUUCUCCCGGAAACCACAACCAACUUUCAUGGAAAUGGCUUUGAGACCGCUUUGGCAACCUAAGCAAGAUAAUGCAGCUACCUGAGAGAAUAGAUAUUCUCUCAGGGCUGAAAGGGGGGACUGUUGGGUCAGAAUUUGCGAUCCAGUUCCCUGCAGAACUAUAAAACAUGUCCCUUGUAAUGAAACAGCUUAAGCAUCAUGGGAAACUGAACCAAAGUGGCCUUUGAAUGACUUUUGAUAUAAACUAUCGGUUUAUUUCCUGGUGACCUGACCCUUACCUACAUUCCAGUGGCUCGAAUAAUAAAAGCCGGUUUAAGCUGGAAACAUUACCAUUAUACAUUCCUAUAUCACAAUUAUGCCUAUAACCUUGCUUUUGUUACAAAUGUGCCUCACAUAGAAAUGUUAAAAGUUAUCCCGAUGUCCCACAAACCUUGACUUGUAAAACCUUUGAUAUGCAAGCGUAGUAAUUUCAUGUCUGUCUCCAUUUCGGGGUGCCCGGUUGCAGCUGGGCCUCCCCUUCUGAUAUUUCCCUUUGUCUAUGGAUGUAGAAUGCUUAUCUCAAGGACAUGCGAAAUAUGCAGACAUAGAGUCUGAAAGGCAAUCUCAAUGUUUCCACUUGUGUCCUUCCCCUACACCCCUUUUACCUCCUUCUACAUAUCUUAAGGUUGAAACAACUGCAAUUGCUUCUUUUGUUAUUAUGACGUUACCCCAAUAUUGUAAACUUUGGGGAGAGGCUAUAUAUACCCUAAGCUAUCAAUAAACGAGGUUCCCAUGC
Messenger RNA from Rhineura floridana, 3911 nucleotides. RefSeq lists its product as uncharacterized. The record is from RefSeq and is a predicted model, not a curated record. The transcript is spliced from 6 exons. The coding region runs from base 1458 to 3221 and encodes 587 amino acids. Lineage: Eukaryota; Metazoa; Chordata; Lepidosauria; Squamata; Rhineuridae.